This is a messenger RNA of Drosophila persimilis, 893 nucleotides long. Its product is annotated as low molecular weight phosphotyrosine protein phosphatase. Bases 31 to 813 code for a protein of 260 amino acids. Gene Ontology annotation, biological process: protein dephosphorylation. Gene Ontology annotation, molecular function: protein tyrosine phosphatase activity. NCBI's taxonomy places the organism in Eukaryota, Metazoa, Arthropoda, Insecta, Diptera, Drosophilidae. The transcript has 3 exons. The record is from RefSeq and is a predicted model, not a curated record.
UUGAAUUAAAUUCUCAGCGGAGUAGUAAAUAUGUCACACAAGAAAAUACUGUUUGUAUGUAUGGGCAACAUAUGCAGCUCGCCCAUGGCCGAGGCGAUCAUGCAGAGCCUGAUGGUCAAGACGAGCAUCUACUGGGAGGUGGACAGUGCCGGACUGCGGUCCUGGAACAUUGGGCGCCGGCCCCACGCGCGCUGCCUGCGAACUCUGCGCGAGCACGGACUCCGAUCAGAUCACUUCUGUCGCCAGUUCACCGUCCAGGACUUUCGUUACUUCGACUACAUUGUGGCCAUGGACGACGCUGUGUAUAAGGAGCUGCUGCUCUGGUCCAAUCUCUAUCGCUCGACCAAGGAUUGCUUGGUGCUUCGGCUGAGCUCCUUCGGGCCGGAUGGCCAGCCGACCGCCAUCAAUGAACUGUCACCGACGUACAAGCUGAGGAGCUUUCGGGCCGCCUACUACCAGAUCAAGGAUUGCUGCAAGUAUUUCAUACUCAGCCAAAAGAUAAGCAUAGUGCGGUACCAGCUGCCCAGCUCAGAGGAGGACUACGACUACUCAGAAGCCGAGCCCGAGAAGACUAUGGAAACAGGGCAACCUAGCACUGAGAAAAAGACUCGGAAGAACCCUAAGCCGGAUCCGAUUAAGUCAGACCAGAAUUUGAUGUCGGAUACCCUGGACCUGGCCACAAACGCCUUCUUGUCAGGAGUUUAUACAAAGGUCUUAGCCACGCCAGCGCCCAAGUACCACGAACACACAUCCAACUGCCGCCAAAGGAAACUGUGCCUCCAAUGCGGAAAGAAAUUCUUGGACUCGCUCUAGAACAUGAUUGAAACAUUGAUUUUAUUCCACCCCAAAUCGAUGCCGAGACCUUGUAAAAUAAAAAUGACUUUUAUCUGUCA